AUGAUUCACAAAAAUGUAGUAUUUGGAAAUCAUAUCACAGCCAAUAAAUUGGAAAGAUUACUAAAAAAAUAAAAGAUAUUAUUGAAAUCUCCUCUAGAUUCAAAAUAAGAAACAAAAAAUAGAAAAAUCUGCAAGUCUAAAAGCUUCAGAUUUGAAAUUCAUCCUCAUGUUUUUUAGGUAAACCACACUUCUCCUUUUAAAAAUUAACCACUUUUAUAGAUACCUAUUGAUAAAAGUCCUAAUCGUCGUUCUUCUUUGAAACCUAAUUUAGAAGUUUUUUCAAGAAGUUAGAAAUCAAUGACAAGCUUAUAAUUGAAAAACACUAUUGUAGGUAACAAGUUGCAGAGGAGAUGGAGUAAUUAUGAAUUAAUAAGUGAAAAAUAAAAGCGUCUUAACAAUAAAGCUCCAAAAUCAGUAAUUAAAUAUCAAUAUCUUAUGACUGUAAAAGCGAAGAAAAAGAAAAUAUAAAGAAUGAAAAUGUAAUACAGUAAGUUAGUUUAAGUAUAUAGAGUUUUUGGGGAAAAAGAAUAAUAAAGUUAGAAAAACAAGAAGUAAAACAUUACCUUUAGAUCCUGUUGUAAAAAUGAGACAUAAAAGAGCAUAAACAGUUUAAGGAGAACAUUAUGAAGGACCUAUUAUUCCAUUAGAGAAUAGUUUAAUUAGAAAAAUUAUAAAAUUAAUAAUGACAAAGAAAGCAGCUGUUAAAAGAUAAACUUGUUUUUAAAUUCCAAAAAGAAGUAUGCUUCUUUCAAAAGAAAAAUUAAUUAGAUUUUAGGAAUAAAUAAAUGAAAAAUUAGUAUAAUAAUCAGAAUCAGAUAGUUAAAUGGAUGGAUCUCCUUGUUUAGAUUCAUUAAGAUCAUAUCAAAGAAGAGUUUAUUUUGAAGAGAAAUAAAAUUAAUUAAAAAUAAUAUCAAAAAAGAAGAAAAACCUUAUCAAAGCAUUAUAAAAUAAGCAUUCUUUUAAUAUAAUUAAUUCUUAUGUUUAAUAGAAGGUUAAAACUUAAAAUUCUUAAAAUUCUCUUCAUUAAAAGAGUACAUAACAAACCCUUUGUGAUUUUAUGUCCAAAUAAGGAGAUAGAAUGACAACAAUUCAUAGUGCACAUGAGCAACCUUAAAUUUAGUAGAAAACAAAACGAUCAAAAAUGUUAACUAAGCUCCUUCCUUAUUUACAACCUUAGAAAAAUUUUAAUAAAUGA
Molecule: messenger RNA, 1195 nt
Organism: Paramecium pentaurelia
Lineage: Eukaryota; Ciliophora; Oligohymenophorea; Peniculida; Parameciidae
Source: the annotation of a GenBank genome assembly